AUGCAUUUUUCGUCUCCCAAAAUGGUUUGCGAGACUAAAAUUGUUGCGGACGAACACGAUGCUAUACCUGGGACCAAAAAAGAGUCGAUCAUGUGGAGCUCUCCUCCGUCCAGCGCGGCACUGAGCCCCGCCGAGGCCAAGGAUGUGAGGAAAGAUGCGGUUUUUAUCCGCGAGUUCGAGCGCGGGGAUCAGGAGGAGGUUCGCCGCAUCUUUUACGAGGGUAUUAUGGAGAGGAUACCCAACACGGCGUUUAGGGGGCUCAGGCAGCAGCCCAAGACCCAGUUUUUAUAUGCUCUUCUGACAGUAAUGUGCUUUUUCGUGACCAAAUCCGUCACGCUGACCUGCUGUGCACCCCUCAUUCUCAUGGGUGCGCGCUACUACUACAGCAGGAAAGUUAUCCAGAGUUAUUUGGACUGUGCUCUGCACACGGACAUGGCUGACAUAGAGGCUUAUUACAUGAAACCCACAGGCUCCUGUUUCUGGGUGGCAGUGCUCGAUGGACGUGUGGUGGGCAUCGUGGCGGCGCAGGGCCGUGACGAUGACAACACGGUUGAGCUGCGGCGCAUGUCGGUGGACUCGCGCUACCGCGGCAAAGGCAUCGCAAAGGCGCUGGGUCGUCGUGUCCUGGAGUUCGCAGUGCGCAACAACUACGCUGCCGUUGUCCUCGGCACGACGGCCGUCAAGUUGGCCGCCCACAAGCUGUACGAGUCGCUGGGCUUCCGCCGAACGGGCCAGAGCGAGGACUACAGGCUCCCCGGGAUGAGCCGCUCGCCGCUUGAGAGGCUCUUCUUCCAGAUCCGCUACAGCCGCUACCGCCUGCAGCUCCGUGAGGAGUGA
Molecule: messenger RNA, 837 nt
Organism: Xiphias gladius (swordfish)
Lineage: Eukaryota; Metazoa; Chordata; Actinopteri; Istiophoriformes; Xiphiidae
Gene: aspnat
Product: N-acetyltransferase 8-like
Exons: 3
Coding region: 1-837 (278 amino acids)
Cellular component (GO): mitochondrial membrane
Molecular function (GO): L-aspartate N-acetyltransferase activity
Source: RefSeq, a predicted model, not a curated record